Canis lupus familiaris (dog) is the source of this 2406-nucleotide messenger RNA. RefSeq names its product arrestin domain containing 1 (gene ARRDC1). NCBI's taxonomy places the organism in Eukaryota, Metazoa, Chordata, Mammalia, Carnivora, Canidae. Gene Ontology annotation, cellular component: cytoplasm. Gene Ontology annotation, molecular function: ubiquitin-like ligase-substrate adaptor activity; ubiquitin protein ligase binding. The record is from RefSeq and is a predicted model, not a curated record. The transcript is spliced from 10 exons. Gene Ontology annotation, biological process: protein transport. The coding region runs from base 367 to 1527 and encodes 386 amino acids.
UGGGGCGGGUGCAGCUCUUCGAGGUCUGCCUGAGCCACGGUCGCGUCGUCUACAGCCCCGGAGAGCCGCUGGUGGGGGCCGUGCGCGUGCGCCUGGGGGCGCCGCUGCCCUUCCGAGAUCCUCUGAGUCCUUGCAUGGUGGACCGGUCAGUCCUUCUGGUGCCUGCUGAGAAUGCCCUUGUCCUGAUGAGUCUGACUCUUGACUUUGACAUGUUUGAGGCCACAGGGUCUAGGAAGAAGCUGAGUGGGUAAAGUCAUGCUUCCGCAGCUGGGGCCCAGGGCAAGCAAGCCGCUACUGACCAGUGUGGAGGGAUGGCCUGGCCUGCUCAGAGUCCCCCAGCUUCCAUGAGCCAUCCGGGUGACCUGCAUGGGUUCCUGCAGGGUGUCCAACAAGGCCAACGAUGCCGCGUGGGUGGUGGAGGAGGCUUACUUCAACAGUGCUCUGUCGCUGGCUGACAAGGGGAGCCUGCCAGCUGGAGAACACAGCUUCCCCUUCCAGUUCCUGCUUCCUGCCACAGCACCCACAUCCUUCGAGGGCCUCUUUGGGAAGAUCGUGUACCAGGUGCGGGCCACCAUCGACACACCACGUUUUUCCAAGGAUCACCAGUGCAGCCGUGUGUUCUAUAUUUUGAGUCCCCUGAACCUGAACAGCAUCCCAGACAUCGAGCAACCCAACGUGGCCUCCACUACCAAGAAGUUCUCCUACAAGCUGGUGAAGACGGGCAGCGUGGUCCUUACUGCCAGCACUGACCUCCGUGGCUACGUGGUGGGGCAGGUGCUGCGGUUGCAGGCUGACAUCGAGAACCAGUCAGGCAAGGACACCAGCCCCGUGGUAGCCAGUCUGCUGCAGAAAGUGUCCUACCAGGCCAAGCGCUGGAUCUAUGAUGUGCGGACCAUCGCAGAGGUAGAGGGUGCGGGCGUGAAGGCCUGGAGGCGGGCACAGUGGCAAGAGCAGAUCCUGGUGCCUGCCCUGCCCCAGUCAGCCCUGCCAGGCUGCAGCCUCAUCCAUGUGGACUACUAUCUACAGGUCUCCCUGAAGGUGCCUGAAGCCACCGUGACCCUCCCUGUCUUCAUCGGCAAUAUUGCUGUGAACCAUGCCCCGCUGAGCCCCCGGCUGGGCCCAGGGCCGCCUCCUGGGGCCCCAAUCCCUGUGGUGCCCUCAGCACCGCCCCAGGAGGAGGCUGAGGCUGCAGCCAGCAGCCCCCAUUUUGCAGAUGCAGUCUCUCUCUCCACGAAGAGCCACUCACAACAGCAGCUGUUACCUGCCACCUUCGGCUCCAUGCCUGGUGCCCCUGAACCCCGCCCUCAAGAUGGCAGCCCCGCUCCCCACCCCUUGCCCCCUCCCUUGUGCAUCUCCACAGGUGCCACCGUCCCCUACUUUGCAGAGGGUUCCGCAGGGCCAGUGCCCACCACCAGUACCUUGAUCCUGCCCCCAGAGUACAGCUCAUGGGGCUAUCCCUAUGAAGCCCCACCAUCCUAUGAGCAGAGCUGUGGCGGUGCAGAUCCCAGCCUGACGCCCAGGAGCUGACCCUGUGCUGUCUUCUCCGGGUGGGCUGACCUUUGCCCUGGGACCAGGCACCCAGGGCCUCGUGCCUUCUUCACUCCUGGCCUGACCCGGCCCACUCAGGACCCCUGCUGCCCGGCUGCUCCUUUCAGCCUCCACCUGGGGCCCAGCCUCUCCCCGGGGCCUGGGGCCUAGAGAGAUGCCAUGUAAAUAAAGUGCUUCGUUUGUAGAGCUGGUCACCGGCUGGCCUCUGGGCCACCCUCCUCCUGCCUGCCCAGUGCAGUGCGCAGGCAUGUUCCCCACUCCUGGCCCUGCUCUCCUUUCCUUCAGACCUGGGAGCCUGCCUAUGGGCUGUCCCACCCCCUCCGGGGCACAGCCCCUCUCCUGGGUUCUGGGCCCCUCUUCCUGCCAGGUGUCUAGGUUGGAAGACUGGCUGGGGGAGUGGGACCAGCGUGGGCUGGGUGCCUUUAACUCAUCUUCAUGGUUCUGCUUCAGGAUGCACCCUCCAAGCGGGGCUGGCAUGUGUGGAGCCUUUGUUUAACUUAAAAUGUAUUUGUAACACAGGGAGAGGACCACCCCUGUAACGUUUUAUUGACACACCUUGGGCUUGCCCAUCUGGCACCCAUCGUUCUGAGUGGCAGUUCAGACCUCCUGCACUAGAGGAAAUCCCAUGGGGGGUAAGGAGGAGGGCUGGCCCAAGUCCCCGCCCCUUGUGGGGUUCCCUUACCCUUGUACUCAAGCCUCAAGUCCACGGCGGCCGUGUCUGGCUCUGAGGGAGACUGAUGCUUGUCUCCCAUCCAAGGGUGAACACACAAGCCCAUGCCUGCUCCUGAGGUCCCUUUCAAAUGCCUGUUGUCUAGGAUCCAAGGAACCCAAGAACAAAUAAAGUCAGGGUUCGGCAGA